ACGCUAUCCACUCUCUCUCUCUCUCUCUCUCUCAAAAUUCUAAGAAACAGUUCUUAGAAACUAGUUUAUUUGUGGGAGAGGGGCAUUUUGGGCAUCUUAGAGAGAGCAGAGUAUAAGGAAAGAGGGGGUAUUGCGGGAAGGAGAAAGGAGAAGGUGAAGAGCCAAAAAAGAAAAAAAAUGGCGUCUUUGGUAUCGAGGCAAGGGAGGCAAUUGCAGCGUUAUAGCAGUAAUGGGCGUAGGCUCGUUGUGGGAUGCAUCCCUUAUAAGUUGAGCACAAAUAGUACAUGCUCUGAUGAUCUACAUAGUGCAGUGGAAGUACUAGUUAUUAGUUCUCAGAAAGGACAUGGUGUGAUGUUCCCAAAGGGAGGAUGGGAGACCGACGAGACAAAGAAACAGGCGGCCUUGCGAGAGGCAUUGGAGGAGGCCGGCGUGCAAGGAAAUGUCGAGAGAAGAUUAGGCAAAUGGAAGUACAAGAGUAGGAGGCAUGACUCCCUUCAUGAGGGUAUAAUGUUUCCGAUGAAUGUGACCGAGGAAUUAGUUCAAUGGCCCGAGAUGGAUGUGAGAGAAAGAAGAUGGGUCACGGUGGCGGAAGCGAGAGAGAAAUGCGAGCACAUAUGGAUGAGAGAAGCGUUAGAGAGAUUAGUUCGAAGGCUCGAGAACUCGAGCAGGAAUUGAUUGUAUAUAAUUCUCAGGAAAUUAAUAUCCUCUCCUUAGUAACUAUAAUUAAAAGGAAAUGGAUGCAGGAGAGGUUGUAUUUUUCAGUUGAUCUAAUGAAAAACUAGUUGUAGCAAUGCUCUUUUUUAGUUAUUAAUUUCUUUAUUUUUUUUUUAA
Ananas comosus (pineapple) is the source of this 831-nucleotide messenger RNA. Its product is annotated as nudix hydrolase 17, mitochondrial. NCBI's taxonomy places the organism in Eukaryota, Viridiplantae, Streptophyta, Magnoliopsida, Poales, Bromeliaceae. Gene Ontology annotation, molecular function: pyrophosphatase activity. The record is from RefSeq and is a predicted model, not a curated record. Gene Ontology annotation, cellular component: nucleus; cytoplasm. The coding region runs from base 178 to 675 and encodes 165 amino acids. The transcript is spliced from 5 exons.